Messenger RNA from Necator americanus (New World hookworm), 1338 nucleotides. RefSeq lists its product as uncharacterized. NCBI's taxonomy places the organism in Eukaryota, Metazoa, Nematoda, Chromadorea, Rhabditida, Ancylostomatidae. The transcript has 11 exons. Gene Ontology annotation, biological process: proteolysis. The record is from RefSeq and is a predicted model, not a curated record. Gene Ontology annotation, molecular function: serine-type carboxypeptidase activity. Bases 1 to 1338 code for a protein of 445 amino acids.
AUGUUUGCCCUUUCGUUGGCGAUAAUUUUAACCAGUAGUUCGUUUGGCUACGCUGUACAUAACACAGUUAACACGUGGAAUGGACUUCUGCAAUACGAUGAAGACUGGGGCUAUGCGGAUAUACGUACUGGCGCUCACACCUUUUGGUGGUUGUACGCUGUGAAGCCCGCUAAUAAUCGGCCGCUUAUUCUCUGGCUUCAGGGAGGACCAGGAGCAUCCAGCACAGGUUUUGGCAAUUUUGAGGAGACUGGCCCAAAAUUGAUGAACUCAUCAGAUAAUAUGGCUACGUGGCUUCAACUUGCUGAUAUGGUUUAUGUGGACAAUCCUGUUGGCUCAGGCUUCUCGUACGUCGAAGAGACCGGCUCAUAUACGAAAAAUGUUGCCGAAAUUGGACAAGAUCUGCUCGCUUGGCUGCAAAAAUUCCUUGCCGUUCAUCCUGAGUACCGUACUCGCCCGUUCUUCAUCUUCUGCGAGAGCUACGGUGGUAAAAUGAGUGCCGAAUUCGCUCGUGUCAUAACAGAGGAAAUUGCUGCUGGAAAUUUGCGUUUGAAUUUCCGUGGCGUUGCUCUCGGCGAUUCAUGGAUCUCUGCCAUGGAUUAUGUGAAUAGUUGGGGCGAAUUUCUUUAUGCUAACUCCUACUUGGAUAGCAAUCAGUUGGCCCGCGUAAACGCAGAGGCCAAAAACUGCCAAAAGAAUGUUGACCAGAAUCAAUGGAAACAAGCCACCACAUGUUGGGGAAAUAUGGAGGAUCUUAUCGGUGCGGAAACUGGUGGAGUGUCAUGGUACAACAUUCUGAAAUACGGUGGACAGGAUGACUGGUCCAAAAAGCGAAGAAAGAGGUCAACCUUUGCAGUAAUGGACCGACUCUUUAAUCGCCACGUUGGUUUCUACCAGAAAGAUGCGUUAUCAAAUUAUAUGGACACAACAGUUCGAGAGAAGCUGGGAAUAAUUCCGAACACUGUGAAAUUUGGGGCGCAAUCGAGUGCUGUGUUUAAUAUGCAAUCGGAGGACUUUAUGAAACCAAACUGGGAUACUGUUGACGGCCUUCUAAACAACGGCACAAAUGUUAUCGUAUACAAUGGAAAUCUGGAUCUCAUUUGCGAUUCUAUCGGAACUGAGAUGUGGAUGAACAGAUUGACGUGGUCCGGGAUGAAAUCUUUCACUACUGCAACAAAAACGAAAUUCAGCACUAAAUCUUUUCCUCUAGCUGGCUUUAGAAAACGACACAACAACCUGUCAUUUUAUCUUAUAUUGAGGGGAGGACAUAUGGUUGCUUACGAUACUCCUGAAGCAGCUAUCCAUGUGGUCGAACAAGUCAUUAAAGACUACAGUUCAUAG